Cuscuta campestris is the source of this 1773-nucleotide messenger RNA. The record is from the annotation of a GenBank genome assembly. Lineage: Eukaryota; Viridiplantae; Streptophyta; Magnoliopsida; Solanales; Convolvulaceae.
UGAAAUUUACUCUUCUCUAAAAAUAACCCCACAAUGGUAUAUAUCUGGAAGCUUCUCUCCUCCUUCCCCUGACUCACUCAUCAAUAAACCUUUCUGCUUAUCACAAACCAUUUUGCAUAUCAUUUCCAGAAUUCGCAUAGUCAAUGUAGCUUAUCUCUUUUGUUUUAGAUUUUCUCCCCCUUCAGACAUGAUUUUCAGAUAGGCAGUCUGGAAGGCGGCGCUCAAGUCUGAACUCUGAACUCUGAACUCGAACACUUCCGUUUCAUAUUUGCUUUUUAUUUUUGCGGCUAGCGGGUGCUGUUUCAUUGAGAGAGCAUAUAUAAUGAAUGGCGAGGGAACCUCCUUGGUGGCGUUAGCCGCAGCGGCGGGGGAUAACGCCGCCCCGGAUUCUCAGUCCAAGAUUUUCGGGAAGUACGAGCUGGGGAAGCUGCUCGGUUGCGGAGCUUUCGCGAAGGUUUAUCACGCCCGUGCCGUCAUGACGGGGCAGAGCGUCGCCGUGAAAGCCGUGAGCAAACGGAAGAUUCUCAAGGGCGGCCACGCGGAGCACGUCAAGCGGGAGAUCUCUAUCAUGCGCCGGCUGCGCCACCCGCAUAUCGUGCGCCUCUUCGAAGUCCUCGCCACGAAGAGGAAGAUCUAUUUCGUCAUGGAGUUCGCCAAGGGCGGGGAGCUCUUCGCCAAGGUCGCCAAGGCCCGACUAAGCGAGGAUCUCAGCCGUAAGUACUUCCAGCAGCUCAUCUCCGCCGUCGGUUACUGCCACUCCCGCGGCGUCUACCACCGCGAUCUCAAGCCGGAGAACCUGUUGCUGGACGAGAAUUGGGACCUCAAAAUCACCGAUUUCGGGCUAAGCGCCGUGACGGAUCAGAUCCGGCCAGACGGCAGGCUCCAUACCCUGUGUGGCACUCCAGCCUACGUCGCCCCGGAGAUCCUGGCGAAAAACGGUUACGACGGCGCAAAGGUGGACCUGUGGUCGUGCGGCGUCAUCCUUUUCGUGCUCAACGCUGGCUAUCUCCCAUUCAACGACACCAAUUUAAUGGCCAUGUACCGGAAGAUCUACAGAGGAGACUUCCGGUGCCCGAAAUGGACAUCGCCGGAUCUGAAACGCCUCCUCCAUCGUCUCCUGGAUACAGAUCCGGAAACCAGGAUCACGGUGGACGAAAUCAAAUCCGAUCCGUGGUUCCGGAAGGGAUUCAAAGAGGUAAAACCCCAAACGGAUUUCGAAUUCGAGUUCAAAUCUGCCUAUGGAGACAACAAGAAAUACCUAAACGCAUUCGACCUCAUCUCGUUUUCCCCCGGAUUCAACCUGUCGGCGUUGUUCAGCAUAGUCGACACCGAGCGGCUCUUGUCGGCACAUCCGCCGGAAAAUAUCGUCGACGGGAUUGAGAAGAUAGCCAGGGCGGAAGGGAUGAGGGCGACGAGGAAGAACGAGGAGGGGGUAAGGGUGGAGGGGCAUAAUGGUAAUAUCAUAGUUUUCGUAGAGAUUUACCGACUGACGGUAAAGCUGGUAAUUGUGGAGGUUAAGUAUCCGCGCUGGGGGGAUGCAUCUGGACGGGAAGUGUGUAUAGAUAAGUUUAGGCAACAGCUUAAACUUUUUCGUUAUCAACAGGAAGUAGUAGCUCUCUAAUCAUCAUUAGCUUUGAUUUAAAUCAUUUUUUAUGAGUAGAAAAGUGUUGUCUGGUGAUAAAUCUUUUAAUCUCUGAGGAUUACGGAGGACUCCAUAAUCAGUAAUCAUAAUUAUAGAUGAUCAUUACUCUUAAAUCAAUACUAAUACACUUG